AUGGGCGAACCUGUUUGCCGGAAAAUCCCUCCGGAUCGUACUUCGGAAGAGGGGACUUUGCAGAUUCAGUCAAAAAAAUCAAAGAAGGAGAUCAAGGAAGACACACUGAUGUCAGACAAAAUGGAAGAUGCGGAAGGUUGUUUCGAUGAAAAUGUGCCCCAAACGUCUAAAGUGCACAGCAGCGAAAAAGAACAGGGGAGGUCAUAUCGAGAUUCCCUCUUGGGUUUCAAAGCCCAGGGCUUCAAUGGGAUUGCUCACAGUAACUCAACUAUGGAAGAAGACCCAUUGCUAUCUGAUUUAUUAGAUCAAACAUGGAAACUACCAGAACCAUCGGAAGAUAUCAAGAAACUAAUGGAAGUAUACCCGGUAGUUCCAUGCACUGAGGAGGAGUUCAAUGAAUGUUGCCAACCGUGGAAUAAUGCACUAGUUAUCACAGUUCUUGGUGCGAGGUUCCAUUUAUCCAGAUUAAGAGACCAGCUAUCCAGGAUAUGGGGAUUCAGUGAUUUCGAGCUUAUUGACCUCCCAAACAAUUACUAUGUAGUUCGUUUUGGUGACGAUGAACUUUGGGGAGCAAGAUACAAGAAGGUCCUUUUUGAGGGUCCGUGGAUCAUAGCUCAACACAGUGUACUGGUUCAACGAUGGUCUCCUUACUUCGACCCUUUCCAGAACCCUCUAGGGAGAAUUGCCACCUGGGUGAGGAUUCCAAAUAUACCUUUGCACUGCUACUCAAAGAAGUAUAUAUGGAGACUAGGAGACAUGAUAGGAAAGACAAUAAAGGUGGACAUGCACACGAUAGCCAAUAUCGAAGAGUCAAAAGCAAAGGUGGAAAGAGGACGGUUCGCACGUAUCUGUGUGGAAUUGGACCUGCAGAAGAAACUGGUACCAAGAAUAAUCUGCACUUCGGCACUGUAUAAUGUCGAGUACGAGGGUCUGGGGCUGAUAUGCUUCUCGUGUGGUAGGUACGGGCACCGAAAGGAAGCUUGCCCAUGGAAGCCUAGCUCAGGAGAACAGCAGGAGGAGUGCAAUAGCACCCCAAAUGUAGCAUCACCGAACUACAGUUUGCCGGCGACCCCAGUUACGACAGAGGACGAGAAAUUCGGACCAUGGAUGUUUGUCAAAGGUCCGAGCCGAAUACGGAACUCGAGGACUGUGAAUAGGAACAGUACAGGAGCCGGAAAUGGGUCUCAUCAGCAGUACAAAAAAAAAGAAGGGAAAAGAUAUCCACAGACAAGAUUUGCAGCUAUAGCAGACCUGGAAGAAGAGCUGAAAGAACAAGACGGUAGGUCCAUUGAUCUAGACGGGAGGGCUAAUCUGCUGACAAAAUCUGGGAAUGAAAUAGUCAUCUACGAAGGGCGGGUAGACCACCAGAAGGAAAAGAAGAUGGGUCCUAUGCCCAAAGGAAAAGAAAAAUCGAAAGGGGGUUUUAAAGUUAAAACAGGACAGAUGGGCUUGGGAAAAGAAAAUAGAAGUCCCGCUUUGGUAGCACAGAAAACAAAAGCCCAAACCAGCAAGUGUUCGGUGACAGAGAAAGAAGGAGGAGUCCAGGAAACAAGCACAAAAGUAGGGCCCAGGAAACACAGUCAAAGGACCCAUAUAGUUGUCAGUGGAAGUUCAAAGUCGACAGAGCCCAUAAUGCUAGAACAGAAUAAGGAAGCCCACCGAGAGAAAAUGGAAGGAGUGGUGAUGGAAGGCGUCAUAGAAGGUGGCAACAUUUGUUCAGAGAAUCAACCAAGCCUGGCAGGGAAAUUAAUGGAGACAGAGAAUACAUCAAUUGCGCAAGCCCCUCUGUGGGAAGCUAUGGAGGAUGAACCAGGAAAGAAUCUCUCGGGGACUAGUAUAUCUGGAAGUGUGCAACGCAAGGGCAUCUCGUGUGAAGCUGGUAGAGCCUUUCCACGUAUUUUUAGAGAUAUUGUAAGGAAGGUUGAAGCCACUGGCUAUGCAGGAGGAAUAUGGGUCCUAUGGAACGAGGAGGAAGUGUCUGUUGAAUAUAUUUAUUCCAACACGCAAUUGCUCCAUUGCAAACUCACGGACAUUUCUUCGGGUGAGGUAAUAUUCUCCACUUUUGUUUACGGCGACACCACAAUAUGCAAAAGAAGAAUGCUAUGGGAGUCCCUGAAAAAGAUUGCGGAGAGUGUCAACGGGGCCUGGACUGUAAUGGGUGAUUUUAAUGCUUUUUUGGAGCCUGGGGACAAGUUAGGGGGCACACCACCAGUUAGGCAGAUGAUGGAAUCCUUCCAAUCUUGUGUGAAUCACUGUGAACUGAUGGAGAUACCAGCAGUAGGGGACCGUUUCACGUGGGAAAGAGAAAGAGUCAGAGAAAGAUUGGACUGGGCCUUUUGUAAUUCAGACUGGGAGCUAACACACCCUCACUUCAAAGUCUACCACCAGCUACGCUUCAAGUCUGAUCAUAGAGUUUUGGUGCUGGCCGGAGAGAAAAUUGACAGCUUUCAAAACUCAAGGAAAACCUUUAAAUAUCAGGCAGCGUGGUGCCUUGAAUCUGAUUUCAAAGAGCUAGUCAAGGCAACUUGGGAAGGGAAGAACUGGAAUGAAGGCAGAAUUUCCUUUGAAAUUAAGGUUUCUGAGUGGAAUGAGAAAGUGGUUGGUAACAUCCCCAAAAAGAAAAAAAAAGAAGAAGAAGGAGGUUCUGAGGAGGUUGGAGGGAAUUGA
Messenger RNA from Neltuma alba, 2667 nucleotides. RefSeq lists its product as uncharacterized. The transcript has 3 exons. Gene Ontology annotation, molecular function: zinc ion binding; nucleic acid binding. The coding region runs from base 1 to 2667 and encodes 888 amino acids. The record is from RefSeq and is a predicted model, not a curated record. Lineage: Eukaryota; Viridiplantae; Streptophyta; Magnoliopsida; Fabales; Fabaceae.